This is a messenger RNA of Diplodia corticola, 855 nucleotides long. Its product is annotated as rho guanine nucleotide exchange factor. Gene Ontology annotation, molecular function: fatty acyl-CoA hydrolase activity. Lineage: Eukaryota; Fungi; Ascomycota; Dothideomycetes; Botryosphaeriales; Botryosphaeriaceae. The record is from RefSeq and is a predicted model, not a curated record. The transcript has 3 exons. The coding region runs from base 1 to 855 and encodes 284 amino acids.
AUGAGACACUCUGCCGCCCGCCCGCUGCUCGCGCGUCUCGCGCCGCCCCUUCCGGUAUACCGACGGCUUCCUUGUGCAUACUAUUCUUCCGCAUCUGGCGAUGCAGCUGCAUCCCCCGCCACUUCAUUGAGCCCGCGAUGGCUCUCGGACAUCAAAUCCCGGAUCGGAAAGUGUAUUACCUUUGGUUUGCAGCCUGAACAGACUGAUGCUGCUGGCAGCAUGUUGAAGGAGCUGGCUCGCGAUUGGAGGGAGCUUGUCGCGGGGAGCGAAGGGUUCUUGACAGAGAAGAGCAGGAGGGGGCUCUAUCGCCAGGAGGUCGUGUGGGGAGAAAUGGUCCGCCAUGUCAACAAUGUCGUCUACAACCGGUACGCAGAGUCGGCGCGCGUCAACUGGGGGCUCAAUUUCGCCAACGUCCACGACCCAGCCCACCGGAAAGAAUGGGGCGAAAUCAUGACCCCGAAGGCAGACGGACUCAUCCUACGAAGCAUCCGUACUGACUACAAGUUUCCUAUGACUUAUCCGGAUCGUGUAACCGUGUUGCACAAGCUGCGCUCUGAGCCUACGGAUGAAACAGACUCGUUCAUUCUGGAUGUCGUCGUCCUUUCCGAGCGGCAUCGCAGGCCAGCCGCACGCUGCGUGGAGGACAUUGUCGUGUAUGACUACCAACGGGGCAAGAAGACGCCUCUGAAGCCGUUCAUGCUGAGGCAAUUCCGGGAGACGUUUGCGCUGCAGGAGGCCGCCAAGAAGAAGUACAGCGAGAGGGUGGCCUUGUUGUCAGAGCAGGUUAGGGCGCUGGAGACGUCCAGCUGGGACCAGCCAGAUGCAAAGGAGGACUUUGGCAGCGCCAGCGCUUGA